AUGCCUCGCAAGCCCAGAUCAUCCGGCGUACGUGGGCCUAACUCUGCUCUUACAGAGUUUCUCAGGAAUGAAGGUAUCACUGACGCCUUCAGAGAACGUCAAAAUCGCCAGCGUCAAGAGAGCGAAUCGGGAACAAACGAACAUACUGCAUCACCUACAUCCUCCCCUGUUGCAUCUAGUCGAAGAUCUUCUGUAACUCCGCAAAGAAGCGCUAGAAGGAGUUCCUCUCCCGAUGAAGAGGAACUUCAGAUACGAGUGGCAGGAAGACAAAAGAGACGUGCAAACAGAAGAAUGAGGAAUGGCAGCGCACGUGGUGAUCCUAAUGGCGAUAGUGGUAGCUCUGAUGAUGACGAUGAUGACGACUACUCUGACGCAGACGAUCUUGAUAUCAACGGCGAUCUUGAGGACAACCACAAGAAGUAUGGUGAGGAGGAUAUGUGCGCAGAGUGUGGCAACCCAUUCACGUUGUCUGUCUACUCGCGUUUCGUUGAAGAUUUGAAAGGUUACUUAUGUGAAGACUGUAAUGAGGAGCUCAAAAAGCGUGAAAAGAACGCGAGAAGAAACGAACUUAAUGCCAGAAAAAGAAGAAAGGUUCUCGCAUCCGCCCUUCUUGACAAGAAGACUGUGAAGAUUCCUAAGUUACAGGACGUCUGUAUCAAAGUGAUCACCCAGAAUAUCAAUGAUGUCGAGGCCUUGGGCGACAUUGGCCAGGCUAAUAUGAACAAGAUCCUGAGAAUCUUGUCGAAAAACCGUUCGUUGGACGACUCCACAGUAUCUCUUUUUUUGAAUCCAAGCUUGAAGGAGUUGGAAUUCUGGGAUUGCUCAAAUGUGGGGUCCCAUUCAUUUAACCAAAUUGCGGCCUUUUGCUCUCAAUUGGAGUCACUAACACUCUUCAUGUGCGGUCAAUUCCACAACGACAAUUUAGUGUACUUCAAGGAUAAGCUUCAAAAUCUAUCGAAGUUGAGCUUGGAUGGUCCUUUCCUAAUCAGUAACCCCAUGUGGCAGGACUUCUUCGAAGAAGCUGAAUGUCAAAUAACCCAGUUCGAAGUCAGAAACACUCAUCGUUUUGGCAGCGACGCAUUUCUUACGCUCAUGGAGAAGAGAGGUCCUCAUCUAACUCUGCUCAAACUUCUGAGACUUGAUGGUCUUGACAGUACAGAAGUCUAUGAGCUUAUACCGCAUUACAUUGGAUCAUCACAGUUGACUGAACUCGAAAUAUCUUAUCCUCACCGCACUGAUAUCAUCACUGACGAGCUUAUGAUACACAUUUUAGCAAUCACAGGAGAAUCGCUCACGUACCUUAAUGUGGAUGGUUGCAGUGCGCUUACAGACGAGUUUUUCAAGGAAGGUGUAUCGAAGUUCUGUCCAAGAUUGGAGCACAUUUCCAUGCGGCAUGUCAAUCAGCUCACAGAUGAAGGGUUUGUUGAAGGUUUUAAUGAGUUUGCUGUGAUUAAUAGUGGUGGCUUAGUUACCGCUGACUUGACGAAAUGCACUGGGCUUGGAGACAAAGCCAUCUACUCCCUCUUCAAUCAUUCAUCGCUGACAUUGGUGGACGUUUCGCUCAAUUCGCUCGAUAAUUUGACAAAGGACUUCUUGAUACAGAUAAUGACGAACGAUGAGUCCAAGACAAAGAGAUUAUUGAAACAGGCUAUUGAAGAUGGUGUCAAUGAUAACGUUGAGAAUGAGGAUGAGAUUCAAAACUACUACAAUCAGAUUGAGUUUCCUUUAUUGACGAGACUUGACAUCGGAUUCGUUAGGUGUUUUGAUGAUGAAGUGGCUAGCAAGUUUAGUGAUUCUUGCUCACGACUCACGAUUCUCGAAGUCUUUGGCGACAACAAGUGUACAGUAAGGGCAAAGGUUAGGCCUGAUCUUUUGCUUAUUGGUCGUCAAGGUGACUUGGCUUGA
This is a messenger RNA of Candidozyma pseudohaemuli, 1905 nucleotides long. It is a transcript of the gene RAD7, whose product is annotated as UV-damaged DNA-binding protein. Bases 1 to 1905 code for a protein of 634 amino acids. NCBI's taxonomy places the organism in Eukaryota, Fungi, Ascomycota, Pichiomycetes, Serinales, Metschnikowiaceae. The transcript has a single exon. Gene Ontology annotation, cellular component: SCF ubiquitin ligase complex. The record is from RefSeq and is a predicted model, not a curated record. Gene Ontology annotation, biological process: SCF-dependent proteasomal ubiquitin-dependent protein catabolic process.